This is a messenger RNA of Eimeria tenella, 804 nucleotides long. RefSeq lists its product as uncharacterized. Lineage: Eukaryota; Apicomplexa; Conoidasida; Eucoccidiorida; Eimeriidae. The transcript has a single exon. The annotation marks the transcript as partial. The record is from RefSeq and is a predicted model, not a curated record.
CAGCCACUAAAGCAGCAGCAGCAGCAGCAGCAGCAGCAGCAGCAAACGCAGCAGCAGCGGCUGCAGCUGUUGUCCGAAAUCGCCCCCAAGUCGAAGGACGCUCGCGCUGCAAAUGCUCGGUGCCGCUCUCUAUCGAAGAAGACUUUAGCAGCAGCAGCAGCAGCAGCAGCAGCGGCAGCAAAUGGGCGGCCUUUUGGGUUUGCAGCAAAGGAAAUGAGAGCUUUUGAGGGCCCUCGGUAUGCUCCCACCACCGCAUCUACAAAGGACGGCUCGGUGCCGGAGCAGCAGCAGCAGCAGCAGCAGCGGCAGCAAAGUCUUCACAAGGUGAGCUCAGAGGCAGCCGGGGCUAAGCUGCUGCAGCAGCAGCGGCGGCUGCUACGGCUCUCCGCCGUUGCAGCAGGCCAGCAGCAGCAGCAGCAGCAGGAGCAGCAGCAGCAAGCGCCUCACAGCACUGUGCCAACAGUGGCAGCCGCUGCUGCUACUGCAGCGUCUGCGGGCCCAGCUGAACAGCAAGGCUCCGAGGGGCAUGUUCAAAGUAGCAGCAGCAACAGCAGCAGCAGCAGCAGCAGCACAGCCGACCUCUCAACCCGCAGCAGCAGCAAAAACCAGCAGGAGCACAACGGCCCCGCAGAGGCCCUUGCCGUGACCACCCAAACAACUGCAAGUUCAACAGCAAACCAGCAGCAGCAGCAGCAGCGGCAGCAGCAGCCACGUAGACGCUGCGCCCGCAGCAGAGAGCCUUGGAAUCAAAAGGCCCCCAGUAAGGGGGCCUCCAAGGGUCUCAGCAGCUUCUUUGGUCCUUAG